GGCAGCCCCCCCGAAUCGACGCUCGUUAUCUGACCAGAACACCGUUUUCCCCGUACCCUGUUAAAAAUAUGUCGGUUUAAAAUAGCUUCGCCUAUCAGCAAGCGUCUGCAACUUUUACAGUAACAGCUUUGACCUUUUUACAAGUCGUUGUGGGUUUACGUUCAGUUCGGGUAACAUUUAUCAGUUCAGGUUGUUUGUUAUUGUCUGAAAAACGUACUCUUUAUUGGCAGUUUGGUACCAUUACAGGUGGAACUGCACCGCUAUUGGCAGCAGCGAGCAGCUGGUAAUAUUUAAUUUUUUUGUUUUAAAAGCCAACUUCCUGCCAAUUGUGCCGAACUGAACAAAAGGAUCUAGAAGAAACUUUUGAAACAAAAAGAUUCCAGAAAAAAAGAAACAGAUUAUGCCAGGCUUUUAAAAGUCUGUGUUUUUUCUGCAUAAAGCACUGAGAGCAGCAGGGACCGAGGCAUGUGAUCUGAUGUGCUGGUGAAAGCAGUCUUUCCUUUGGUCUCUGCUACAUCAGAGAAGCAGUCUGCAUGCCUAGGUGCUUGGUUUGAUACACCUGUGGCUGUGGAAGUGACUGGAACACCUGAAUUGAGUGAUUUGGAUGGGGCUGGAACCAUGGAGUCCUCUGAUGAAGAUGAAGUGCGCACCUUCGUCCAAGUCCUCAGUGACAAGUAUAACCCAGAGAACUUCCCCUAUGGCCAAGGUGUAGGAGUGGUCGUUCUGCCCCGGCCUCCGGGGUCCCCUGUCAAAGACCGCCUCUUCUUGCCCAGCGCACUGGUUCUGAAUGACAGUGGAAUCAGUAAAGCCGGCGACAGGCAAGACAUCGCAGCUUUCUGUGCCCACGUGGUAGAGCUUGACCUGUCCCACAAUCAGCUGAACGACUGGGGAGAGAUUGGCACCAUCGUUUCCAGCAUCCCUCACCUGGACUUCCUCAACCUGAGCAUGAACCCACUAAGCGGCGUGCAUCUGGAGCCGACCAUGGCCGAGGUUUUUUCCAGGGUCCGGCGACUGGUCCUCAUUAACACACAAAUCAGCUGGGACACUGUUCACACGCUUACACAACACACACCAGAGCUGGAGGAGCUCUUCCUGUGUCUCAACGGCUACAAUACCGUGUCCGAAUCCCAGACGUCCUGCCCGUCGCUACGCCUGCUGCAGAUCACAGAAAACCAGCUGCAGGACUGGGCGGAAGUGAGGAAAUUUGGGCUGCUGUACCCCAAUCUGAGCACACUGGUGCUGGCCAAUAACAGUGUGGACUCUGUGGGAGACACCAAGGAGACACUGGAGAGUCUCUUUCCCAACCUUCGCAGCAUCAACCUCAACAACUCAGGUCUUAGGAAAUGGGCAGACAUUGAAAGGCUGAAUUUCUUUCCCAAGCUGGUGGAGGUCAAAGCAAAAGGAAUUCCUUUACUGGAGUCUUACAGCACUGAGGAGAGACGGAGCCUCCUUCUAGCACAGCUGCCCUCUGUAAUGGUGCUGAAUGGGGGUGCUGUGUCUAAUGGUGAGAGAGAGGAUGCUGAGAGGUUCUUCAUCAGGUACUACCAGGACUGUCCAGAACAGGAGCGCCCUGAGAGGUACAGUAUCCUUGUGUCCAAGUAUGGCAAUCUGGCUCCAUUGGCAGAGGUAGACCUGAGUCCUCGCUGCACCAUGGUGAUUGUUCGCUGGGGUGACAGGGUGGAAACAGUCAGCCUCCGUCUGGAGCAAACAGUGGGCGACCUAAAGAAACACCUCAAGGCUCUGCUGCAGCUGCCAAUCAAUGGGAUCAGGCUGUUCUACAUUGACCAAGAGAUGAGUUCAGUCUUCGGACCGGAGGAGCUGAAGUGCGGCAGCCGGGCCCUCCAUUCUUACAGCAUUCGAGACGGCGAUGAGAUUCUGGUAGUGCCCAGGGACAAAAGCCGCUGCAGCUCCUCGGGUUUUUGAGUCGGGAGGUUUUCUAGCUUUGGAUGACUGGGACUGGAGGGAUUUUAGAAAAUUAUUUUAUUUGAUUUUAUUUUAUUUUUUUUUUUUUGAAUGGUUGGGUUUUUUGAAUGUAAAGAGGUUUGGUGCCCAAACAAAAUAGUAAACACAUUUAUGCAAUAGUAUAUUUGCACAUAGUAGUUUGACAUUUACACAGACUUGAAUGCAAGUCACAAAUUAUUAUGCUUCAUGUGGCUUGAGCUACAACUGCAGUUUGCAUGAAACAUGUUGCAGGAGGUGCGAUCAAAAAGUUCUAGGACCGUGCCCUUAAUGACCAAAAAAAUCAUACCUGACUUUGGCCCGUCUCCCCUUCAGGGUCUUCCACUCGUGCACCUCUGGAUUGAUAGCAGUCUUGACUCUUUGCGCCUUUCACCUGAUGUGUCACUUUCAGGCUGGAAAACUGCGGGCUCUUGGAUUGAAAACUGCUGACUGGUCUCAGGAUUGUAGCCAGAGAAGCUCUCAUUAAACGUGAAAGUCAGUUCAGUUUUCUCUCUGAGGUUCAACGUAAAAUCGUGGAGAGCAUGUGCAGGUGGUUUAAGAUGACCUUGAGGGCGAGAUCGGCCAAAUGCACCAGGUGUGUUUUUUUUUAGGGACAUGGCUGUAGAACAUUGAGAUCACACUUUACUUCGUACAAAUCAAAUACUUUCUUUAAUGAAAAAAAUUUCUUCCCUUAUUAUUAAUUAAAUGCGCACAUUGCACAUGAAUUUCAGAACUAAAAUCACUUUAUGAUUAAAGCGUUUAUAGAUUUAAAAAGCUUCCCUUACCCACUGGUACCAAACUGGGGACUAAUUAGUUGGGUUUUUUAAAAAAAUUUUAAUAUAUUAAAAUUAGGUGACAAAACUUCAAAUAGAAAUCAUUCAUUGGGUAUCAGAAAUGCCAGCUCAAGUCAUGCUUUCUACUCCUUUUCAGUGCACAUUGUGACUCCGUAGUGACUUUUCUUUCAUUAGAGUUGAAGCUUGUUUACUAUAAACUGGCAGCAGUAAACUUUAUAUAGUCUGGCUUAAAAUUAUUCCAACCUAUUACGCUUCCUAAAAGCAACCAUAGUGGCAAAAACAAAAAGGGCCCAUAUUCAUGUAGCGACGAAUCAGGCUUUAACAUGGACUCUCGAUUUGUUUGUCGUGCCAAGAGUUUUGUAAAUUUGGUACCAUCCACAAUUGCACUGCAUUAAAAAUAAACAAAAAAUUUACAUUUUAUUAAUAUUUUUCUGAUGAUCUUUUUCUAACCUUUAUUUAGGCAGAGAAGGUUAGAUUUUUUUUUUUUUAAUUUUCCUCAAGGGAAAGUCUGAAGGUAAGCAACACAAAUAAUUCCCUACUACUUCUUGUUACCCAGAUCAGACUCUUUCCCGCGAGCGUAGUUAAAAAUCCCGGGAUAACCCCCGAGCUGAUGCAUAAAUGCCAUGUAUUUGGGGGAAGGGGGAGUCAUCCGCACGCACACACACGGAUACCUCUCAGUCGAGACGACCUGGCAGAAAGAUGAGACACGUUUGAGGUGAGCUCUGGUCUGGGACAGAGAAAAGAAGGAGUGCUGAUGCUCAAGUUACGGCAGGUCUUCUGGCUGUCCCGCGCAUGAAUGGAGCGGCUCUCUCACCUUGCUAAAGCAGCUGAGAAGCGUCGAGGCCUGCUCUGUAUGGUAACCACACACCAGCUGCUGUGUCACAGACACUUCCGCUGCAUUUAGGUUAGAACGGGUUCACUAAACAGUUUCUUGGCCCUCGCCGGUCCACCCGAGUCUCUCUGCUUUACAUCGGUCUCACAGACCCCUCGCUUCUAGUUUGUGCUGUUUCGCAGCACCUGGUGUUGAGAACUUUUCCACUGAAUCGCACUGGUGAUGAAAGAAAUAGCAUAAUUUGACACAAGCACAUUCUCAUCUACUGAUCAUCAACAGGAAUUUUUCAGUCCAGAAACAGGAGCAUCUUAUCACCUGAACAUUUACAGAGCUUUUAAGGCUUUGGCUGCUCUUUGCUGUGUUUUACCAGCUGGCGCAUUACAGGUGUAGUCAUUUAAACUACGUGUCAUAACCAUAAUGGUGCAUUUUUCAUGUGUUCUUUGGUAGCAAGUGAAGUAAAGUUGGAAUCAUGGCUAAAGAUGAAGUUCUUGUCUGCUUUAGCCCCUAGUUAGAGCUUCCAGUACAAAAUGCUUCUCUUGAGCAUGUUCGGAUAAGGCAUGUGAGCAUAUGUUUGGGGUGCAGUUGUCCUGAGACAGCCUUACAGCGCCAUCUGGACUGACUGCUUUUCUUUGUGUAGUAGAUAACUGGAGAUCUCUUUGUUUUACUGACUUGCAUUAAUCUAUGUUAUGAUGAGUGGCUUCUUGCGAAGUGCUGGGAUGAGUGAAUUUUUUUUUGUUUUAAAUCACUGGGAGGUGUUGGGUUGUUUGCACAGUCUGGUAUUUCUUUGUAUCUUUAAAUAUUUUGUUGUGUAUGAGACGUGUCAUUUCAGGGAAACCAUAUUGUUUAUGGGCAUUUGUAAUUAUGGCAUUUCUAGAAUAUUAACUGCUCCCGUCACCUUUAUCUCUACCUUUCAGUAAUACCAAAACAGAGUUUACUUACAGAUUUAGAAGUUUAAAAAAAAUAUGUCCUAAAAUACACUUUGCCUUGUGCUGGUUAGAGUGUGGUGUUUUAAUUUAUAUUUUGUAAGCUUUCUGUAUUUCUUUCUUCUGUGCACUUUUAAUUCUUGUUUGCAUUAUUGCGAUCUUAAUGCUGUUUCUAUGCCUGUACUGUAUAAAGGUGCUUUCAA
Messenger RNA from Archocentrus centrarchus (flier cichlid), 4690 nucleotides. Its product is annotated as tubulin-specific chaperone cofactor E-like protein. Lineage: Eukaryota; Metazoa; Chordata; Actinopteri; Cichliformes; Cichlidae. The record is from RefSeq and is a predicted model, not a curated record. The coding region runs from base 619 to 1923 and encodes 434 amino acids. The transcript has 10 exons.